GGCUGAGUAUAGAUUCCGUUAGUCACAUGAUGGAAAAGAUGGCCAAACAAGACAUCUUAUUAAUCUCCCAUCCAUCUGCAUAGCUCCGAUAAAGAGCCGUGAUAUAAUGCUGACCAACCAUAACUCUGUUUAUGUGUUUUUUUUUUUCCUUGUCCAAAGUGGAAACGCGGGGUGCUGUUCCCUGAGGGCUGCAUUUUCUCCGAAGGCGCCGAAAAUGAUGACCCAAAACUUGCUGUCAGAUAACCAAGUCCUAAAGAGAACAACGCCUUCCGGAAAGGCUACGACGCGAAUGUACUCAACCUCAUAGUGAUAUUUGCUCAAUAUAAAGCCAGGUACGGAUGGAAGUUUGAGGCAUAGAUUGUAAUUGAAUCA
Messenger RNA from Aspergillus novofumigatus IBT 16806, 372 nucleotides. RefSeq lists its product as uncharacterized. The record is from RefSeq and is a predicted model, not a curated record. The transcript has a single exon. Lineage: Eukaryota; Fungi; Ascomycota; Eurotiomycetes; Eurotiales; Aspergillaceae. Bases 107 to 307 code for a protein of 66 amino acids.